AUGGGAUCGCAGUUCACGGCUGAGUUUAAUUUCGGUGGCGAUCCUGAAGCGGCACAUAUCGUCAUCGAUAAAAUGCGCUGUCCCGUUACGUUGGUACCAUGGGAAGCGAUAAUCUUCGAUGGUUUAAAGCAUCAAAAAGAGAUCGAUUUCGAGGCGCAUUUGGGCGCCGGAACCCCUUUAGCGGACUUUUUUUCGACGAUAACAGCGAUUGGUCGAGAGGUAAUGCAUAAGAACGGACGUCAAUACUGCUAUGUUGAUGAGAUCGCU
Molecule: messenger RNA, 267 nt
Organism: Anisakis simplex (herring worm)
Lineage: Eukaryota; Metazoa; Nematoda; Chromadorea; Rhabditida; Anisakidae
Source: the annotation of a GenBank genome assembly